Messenger RNA from Chenopodium quinoa (quinoa), 1514 nucleotides. Its product is annotated as putative cysteine-rich repeat secretory protein 7. NCBI's taxonomy places the organism in Eukaryota, Viridiplantae, Streptophyta, Magnoliopsida, Caryophyllales, Amaranthaceae. The transcript has a single exon. The record is from RefSeq and is a predicted model, not a curated record. The coding region runs from base 15 to 959 and encodes 314 amino acids.
AUCUAAAACUAGAGAUGAAGCUCCCAAUCGAUCUUCGUAUGAUCUUCUUCAUCCCCCUCUUCCUCACCAUCACACCAGCUUACUCUAAAUUCCAUAUCCACAGUGAAUAUUGCCUAAAUGAUGUUGGUAAUUACACAACGGGUAGCAAUUACGACGAAAACUUAAUUGACCUUCUUCCUAACCUUAUAGACAAAGCCUCUUUAUCCACCUUCGAUAAUCACACGGUUGGACAGGGGAUCGAUCAAACAUAUGGCUUAUAUAUGUGUCGAGGUGAUCUCGAUGGACAACAAUGUCAUGAUUGUGUUGAGGCCGCAUCCAAAACAAUCGUCGAAAAAUGCCCUACACAAAAAGAGGCCCUUGUGUGGUACCAGGAAUGUAUGGUACGCUAUGCAAACCGCCCCAUCUAUUCUCACCAAGAACAAAAUCAAAUGAGCUACACCUGGAGUACACAAAAUGUGUCUGAUCCUAUGAAAUUCGGAAAAUUGAUUUCAAAGAUGAUGGAUGGUUUAAUCGCGCAGGCUGCCUAUAAUUCAAGUCGUCGAGGUUAUGCUACUGACCAAGGCGAGCUCACAUUGUUCGAGAAUGUGUAUGCCUUCGCACAAUGCACUCCUGAUAUACUUGGAAAUCGAUGUGAAAGAUGCCUAAGAGUGGCAUUCAGAAAUAUGGGAGCGUGUUGUGGGACGGCAAGGGUAUCGAUGGAAAUGUAUUUGCCUAGUUGCUGGCUUCGAUAUGACCAAGCACCUUUUAUUGGAGAAUUUAGCAAUGAGAAUGAUGACGCUCCCUCUACCAGUACGUCUUCGUCGACGACAUCAGGCCCGCCAACUAUGGACCUCAACUUUCCUAACGAUACACCGGUCGUGCUACCUUCACCACCUUCCGCUAGUAACCAGCUAACAAGCCUAAAGACCUACUUGCUUGUAAUGACAUUGUGUGUAUCAUCGUUAGUCAUGGCAUGGUAAAUUUUCGAAAUUACGGGUGUAUUAUCUAUGAUGACCUUAGAGAAAUGGUCAAGGCGGCUAUGGGUAGUCUCAUUGACGGAAUUAUGUAGGCAACUUUGUAUCAAACAAUAUAUGCUUUGUUCAACAAAUAUUACUUCGUAUCAAAUGUUAAUUUCAUUGAGUAUUUGAUAGUAGUGUUAUUGCAAUGAACUCAUUUUAUGACAAAUGUAAUGUUAUUGUGUUCCUUAAGUUCUUUGUUUUUUUUUUUCCCAAACUUUAAAAGUGAUAACCAAUAAUGUCUAAAAAGUAGACUUGUCAAAAAGAUUUAUCAGGUCAAGUUUGAUUUGGGUCGGGUUAUCUUCAAGUUGAGUUAUUUUCGACUACAAAUUUGAGAACACUUAGCUUGAUCAUAACCCAAGGCCAAAAAAUUCAAGAAAUGUACAUGUUUGUUGUAUGGAACUAUGGAUCAAAUUGAUAUUAUUACAACAUAUCUUGCUCAUUUUUUAUUUUUAAUUUUUAAUUUUUAUUUUUGAAACCUUCUUUUGUUUUCAAAAGCUCAACUAUCAAUGGAGUAAA